AUGGCUAUGGCUCCUUUCCUGGUGGUUUUAGUACAAGUGGUAUUAUUACCAUCCGUUUUUGGAGGUGCAUAUUAUGGGCACAAACCACAUCAUCAACAGCAUCAGCCCAUACCUCAUAUACCUCACAAAGGUAUAGGAAAAGAGAUGCCUCAUUUGCAGCAUCACCUUUACAGGAAAGAGAUACCACAAUUACCCAUGCAUAUGAACAAAGGCAAGGACAAAAAAGGUGAGACCAUCCCUAGAGGUGAGCAGGGCAUUCCAGGUGAAGUUGGACCUCCUGGACCACAAGGACCACCAGGGCCUUCUGGUCCUCAAGGAAAUGGAAUGCCAGGUCCUCCCGGAAAUCCAGGUGCUCCUGGCCCCCCAGGGUUACCUGGUGUUGGUAAACCAGGAAUGCUAGGAAUGCCAGGGAAGCCUGGUGAAAUGGGACCACCAGGAGAACAAGGUGAACAGGGACCUGGUGGAGCACAGGGGCAACCAGGUAUGACAGGACCACCUGGUCCACCAGGACCCCCAGGCUUGCAAGGAAUUGGGAGGCCAGGUGGCCAAGGGCUACCAGGACUGCCAGGACCCAAAGGUGAACCAGGGCACAAAGGUCUACCUGGUCUUCCGGGGUUGCCUGGGCCUAAAGGAGAUAAGGGAAUCGGACAUAUUGGGCCACAAGGUCCAAAAGGUCCACCUGGGCCUUCAGGACUACCUGGGCAUAAAGGAUUGCCAGGGGUGGGCAAGCCUGGAGCCCCUGGUUUGCCAGGUGCACCAGGUAAAGAAGGACAACCUGGACCACCUGGACCACUUGGUCCAGAAGGACCAUCAGGCUUGGAGGGCAAACAAGGACCACAAGGACUGCCUGGCAUUGGGAAACCAGGUGAUGUUGGAUUGCCAGGGCAGCCGGGUGUCCCAGGUCAUAAAGGCCUACCAGGGCCACCAGGUUUGCCAGGAAGGCCUGGAUUACCUGGAUUUGGAAAACCAGGAUACCCUGGCCCAAAAGGUGACAAAGGAAUGGGAGGGCCACCUGGACCUUCAGGACCAAAAGGUGACAUAGGAUUUGGAGGUCCACCUGGUAUGGUAGGACCCUCAGGACCGAGUGGUCCUCCUGGCUCUCCAGGACCAGUAGGACCUCCUGGUGGUAUUGGUGCACCAGGACCUAAAGGGGAGAGCGGUGAAGGUGGAGCAAAAGGAGAACCAGGGUCUGUGGGAAAGCCAGGACCUCCAGGAAUUGCAGGCCAACCAGGUCAAGCAGGUGAAGAUGGUGACCCUGGCCCACGGGGACCAGCAGGCCCUAUCGGUCCCAAAGGAGAUGGUGGAGAGAAGGGUCAACCUGGAUCCCAUGGCCCUCCUGGCAUGCCUGGCCCUAAAGGAGAAGCAGGGGCACCUGGUCCUGAAGGGAAGCAGGGUCCAGGAGGCAUUCCAGGGCUGACAGGACCAGCGGGACCAUUUGGCCCAUCUGGAGCUCCUGGGCCUAAGGGAGAACCUGGUCCUCCUGGUAAGGCUGGUCCUCCAGGUGAGGGAAGCCCUGGUGCUACAGGCCCUCUUGGUCUUCCUGGGCCUCCAGGCACAAGUGGUUCCCCAGGCCAGCCAGGUCAACCAGGUCCUCCUGGUCCUCCAGGACCCCCUGGACCACCUGCCCUAAACCCUGAACUCAUGGGUGUUCUGCCUGAGAUGGGGCCAGCCCUGGAUGGAGUGAAGACUAGUGGGCAUAUGAAAGGAAAAAAGUAUGGAGGUGGAGCUGAUAUAAUGGGUUCUAGUGGUCUAGAGAUGCCUGCUUUUACUGCACAACUGACUACACCUUACCCUCCAGUUGGAACACCAGUGGUAUUUGACAAGCUAUUGUAUAAUGGCCGACAGAAUUACAAUCCACAGACAGGUGUGUUCACCUGUGAUCUACCUGGUAUCUACUACUUUUCAUACCAUGUACAUUGCAAGGGUUCCAAUGUGUGGGUGGGUCUGUACCGAAAUGGAGAACCUGUAAUGUAUACAUAUGAUGAGUAUAAGAAGGGUGUUUUGGACCAGGCAUCUGGCAGUGCUGUGAUUCCGUUACAGCCAGGAGACACUGUUCAUAUCCAGUUACCAUCUGACCAGGCAUCUGGACUCUAUGCAGGACAAUAUGUCCAUUCUUCUUUCUCUGGUUUCCUACUCUACCCCAUGUAG
Messenger RNA from Tachysurus vachellii, 2148 nucleotides. RefSeq names its product collagen, type VIII, alpha 1a (gene col8a1a). The record is from RefSeq and is a predicted model, not a curated record. Gene Ontology annotation, molecular function: protein binding. The transcript is spliced from 2 exons. Bases 1 to 2148 code for a protein of 715 amino acids. Lineage: Eukaryota; Metazoa; Chordata; Actinopteri; Siluriformes; Bagridae.